This is a messenger RNA of Fulmarus glacialis (Northern fulmar), 648 nucleotides long. RefSeq names its product transcriptional enhancer factor TEF-5-like. NCBI's taxonomy places the organism in Eukaryota, Metazoa, Chordata, Aves, Procellariiformes, Procellariidae. Gene Ontology annotation, cellular component: transcription regulator complex. The record is from RefSeq and is a predicted model, not a curated record. Gene Ontology annotation, molecular function: RNA polymerase II cis-regulatory region sequence-specific DNA binding; DNA-binding transcription factor activity, RNA polymerase II-specific. Gene Ontology annotation, biological process: embryonic organ development; regulation of transcription by RNA polymerase II; hippo signaling.
CCCACCCCGGUGCCCUCCCCAGGUUAUGAGCCCUUGGCUCCGCUCCCACCAGCCGCCUCGGCCGUGCCCGUCUGGCAGGACCGCACCAUCGCCUCCGCCAAACUCCGGCUCCUCGAGUACUCCGCCUUCAUGGAAGUGCCGCGGGAUGCCGAAACGUACAGCAAACACCUCUUCGUGCACAUCGGCCAGACGAACCCCUCGUACAGCGAUCCGCUGCUGGAGGCCGUGGACAUCCGCCAGAUCUAUGACAAGUUCCCCGAGAAGAAAGGUGGCCUCAAGGAGCUCUAUGAGCGUGGGCCCCAGAACUCCUUCUUCCUCGUCAAAUUUUGGGCGGAUCUGAACAGCACGAUCCAGGACGGGCCGGGGACUUUCUAUGGUGUCAGCAGCCAGUACAGCAGUGCAGAGAACAUGACCAUCACGGUCUCCACCAAGGUGUGCUCCUUUGGGAAGCAGGUCGUGGAGAAGGUGGAGACGGAGUACGCGCGGCUGGUGAAUUACCGCAUCCACCGGUCUCCCAUGUGCGAGUACAUGAUCAACUUCAUCCACAAACUCAAGCACCUCCCGGAGAAGUACAUGAUGAACAGCGUCCUGGAGAAUUUCACCAUCCUGCAGGUUGUUACCAACAGGGAUACCCAGGAAACCUUGCUC